Molecule: messenger RNA, 941 nt
Organism: Zingiber officinale
Lineage: Eukaryota; Viridiplantae; Streptophyta; Magnoliopsida; Zingiberales; Zingiberaceae
Product: ADP-ribosylation factor 1-like
Exons: 7
Coding region: 169-711 (180 amino acids)
Biological process (GO): intracellular protein transport; vesicle-mediated transport
Cellular component (GO): cytoplasm
Molecular function (GO): GTP binding; GTPase activity
Source: RefSeq, a predicted model, not a curated record
CGGUUUCUCCUGCUCAAUAUUUAUUCCGAUUCCAUUUUCGCUUUUUCCAUUUCUCCAAGCGUAAGAGAGGAGGAAGAGAGGAAGCGAAUACCUCUCUCGUCCUCAACUCUUUUAAUCGACCCGUCUUCUCCGGUCUACGCGUAUCCUUGAUUCCUAGCUGAGGGAAAGAUGGGGCUCACUUUCGCAAAGCUAUUUAGCCGCCUGUUUGCGAAGAAGGAGAUGAGGAUCCUGAUGGUGGGGCUUGAUGCUGCUGGUAAGACGACCAUCCUGUACAAGCUCAAGCUUGGAGAGAUCGUCACCACCAUUCCAACAAUUGGAUUCAAUGUGGAGACUGUUGAAUACAAGAACAUUAGUUUCACUGUAUGGGAUGUCGGUGGUCAGGACAAGAUCAGACCUCUGUGGAGGCAUUACUUUCAGAACACCCAGGGGCUUAUUUUUGUUGUUGAUAGCAAUGACCGUGAUCGUGUUGUGGAGGCAAGGGAUGAACUCCACAGGAUGCUAAAUGAGGAUGAGUUAAGGGAUGCUGUCCUACUUGUGUUCGCCAACAAACAAGACCUUCCAAAUGCAAUGAAUGCUGCUGAAAUAACCGAUAAGCUUGGCCUUCAUUCUCUCCGUCAGCGCCAUUGGUAUAUACAAAGCACAUGUGCUACAUCUGGCGAGGGCUUGUACGAAGGACUUGAUUGGCUCUCUAGCAACAUUGCCAGCAAGUAAUCGUAGCUUCUGUGAAAGCUGCGCGUUCAAGGCUUUUGUGAUGUGGCAAGCAAGAAGACUAUUAAAUUAUUAAUGAUCCACUUGGAUUAUCUUUAUUCUAGCGUUGGAAAAUAUGAAACUUAACUGUAUCACACUUAUGUGCGUGGUUGUUGAACCUUUUAUGUGAUCCUCUUUAGCUUACAUAUCAGUUUCAUUAAUGAAUGUGGACAUGCACGCGGCAAUUAGCCUUC